AUGAACGCCACCAUGCCCAAGUACUUGGUCAGGGAGCUCGGGGAGGAUUCUCCAUGGGGCUCCGUGAACAGCAUCAACUACUGGACGUGCACCGUUGUGCCGCCUAUCGCAGCGGCAGUGACGGGCCACUGGAAGGAGAUGCCGUGCAUCAUCCUCGGGAGCUUCGUCAUGGCCGUCGCUCCCGCAUUCAUGGUGCUGGAGACCUCGGUGCGAGCGACUUGUGCGUGGCUCCUGCUCAUGAGCCUCGGCGAGGUGAUAUGGAGCCCACGCUUUGUCACGUACACGGCCAACUUGUCGCCGCCUGGGCGCGAGGGCGCGUUCCUGGUGCUGGCCAACACGCCGCAGUUCCUGGCCGGCCUGCCCACGGGCUGGCUGAGCCCGGCUGCGCGCAAGAGUGGUCCUGCGCAGGGGUGGGCCCUCGGGUGUGCAGCGGUCGUGGCGGCCAAGCAAACCCGGGCACGGAGGGGCUCGUGCCGCUGCGUGGCAUGCAGCGCCGCCGGCACGCCCAGCCGGCGAGCGGGAAGCUGCUGGAGCGCUACUGCCCGGAAUUCUGGGGCAACGUCGGGCAAUAGGCUCAGAGGGUCCGCCGGUUCUGGCUGA
This is a messenger RNA of Prorocentrum cordatum, 600 nucleotides long. The record is from the annotation of a GenBank genome assembly. NCBI's taxonomy places the organism in Eukaryota, Dinophyceae, Prorocentrales, Prorocentraceae.